This is a messenger RNA of Umbelopsis ramanniana AG, 1847 nucleotides long. RefSeq lists its product as uncharacterized. The record is from RefSeq and is a predicted model, not a curated record. NCBI's taxonomy places the organism in Eukaryota, Fungi, Mucoromycota, Umbelopsidomycetes, Umbelopsidales, Umbelopsidaceae. The coding region runs from base 150 to 1640 and encodes 496 amino acids. Gene Ontology annotation, molecular function: oxidoreductase activity, acting on paired donors, with incorporation or reduction of molecular oxygen; heme binding; monooxygenase activity. The transcript is spliced from 3 exons.
GGGCCCUAGUGCAUUUGUUGCCAACGUCUUCCGUUAUACUGCAAGUUUUUGGUGUAACAGGCUAGAAGGUUAAAAGGCAGUGAAGGAAAUGUGAGACAAAAUACCAAAAAAAAAAAAUUACCCUGCCAAAUGCUGACUUAGUCUUCCUCAUGCUGGCCGGAUCCCAUUCAAAUGAGCCUUUCAUCAAGGCCGCUUCCAUAACUGUUGCCACCCUUCUGUCGGGGUACGCUCUGUAUCGCCUUCUAGCUCCCAAAAGCACUUUUGACCACUUGCCAAAUUCGACGUUUGUUGCGCCGCAUUCCUAUAUAUAUGACCACAAGCAACGCGAGCAAGACAUCUACGAGGAAUAUCCGCCGUUUGAGACAGUCAUGAUUGCAGGAUCAAAGGCGUUACUUGUUAAUGAUCCCGAGUACGCCCAUCAGGCACUACUACGACAGGAUAGAUAUAAGCCGGGACAUCUCUAUGGACGGUCGCCACUCAUUUCAUCUUUCCAUAGUGUUUUGAUCGGAGGUGCUAAUAUUGCAAACGCUGCCGGAGAAGACUGGAAGCACCGAAGAGAUGUGCUUGUGCCUCAUUUUCAAGGUCGCGUUCUGAUCCCGGAACUUUUCCCUUUCAUUUUGAGAUCUACAAUAGACUUGGUUGAGGAAAUAAGAACUCAUGACGGUAAAGCAAUUGACAUGGAUGAACGAUUUGUGACACUGACAGCCGAUAUCAUAUGUGAAUAUAUUUUUGGUGGAGUUCCUGAUGAUGGCCAUCUCGUAUUUGAUAACUUCAGUAGGCCAGCGGCUGCCAUUGCCACCAUCAAAUUGAAGCAUAUUCUAAAAUUAUUCGGCAUCAAAGGGAAAUCUUUGCUUGAAAUCGAACGAAAUUCAGAGAUCAUUCGCGGUGUUAUCCGUGGCGUGAAGCGCGGGGAUCGCAAAAGACGUAAUGGUUCACCUACGUUGGUAGAAGAAAUGUUAAAGCUAGAAGAAUUUCAAGGUCCUUCAGGAGAAGAACGUCUGGUGCACGAGCUACUCAUUAUGAUCAUGGCAGGACACGAUACCACCGCUCAUUCUCUCACUAUGAUCGUCUAUGUCCUCGCCCUCCAUCCCGAGUGCCAACAAAAGAUCAGAGAAGAAGUGAAUGCCAUCAUUUUUGACGAUCAGGGUAUUACUGCCAGUGACAUGGGGAAAUUGAAAUACACGUCUGCCGCUAUUAGAGAGAGUAUGCGUUUGCAUCCAGUCCUCUCUUCUCUUUUAUUACAUGCCUACGAGGAUACUUCUCUCGGUAAUAUUCAAAUUCCAAAGGGAUCAACUAUAGAGAUUCCCCAAGUUCGCAUUCAGAGGGAUCCUGAAAUAUUCAAAAAGCCACUGGCCUUCAAGCCAGAACGCUGGUUACAGGAAGAUUUAGAGCUUCAAGGAGAUAUCGAGAAGGUCCAUGGUGGCAAAUCUCAAAUGGCCAAUGCGUUCUUAGCCUUCUCUCAAGGAACCCAUAGUUGCCUUGGUAUGAACUUGGCUAAUCUUGAGCUUCGUGUAGUCACAGCUCUCCUGGUCAAAAACUUUGAUAUUCGAUAUAAUGGUCCUGUUCCCGAACAGAAAGGCUUCAUCCUUAGAGCGAAGGAUAGCCCCUUAAUUGAAAUGCAUCCUCGUAUGUCAGACUAAGCGCUACGUCCUACUUAUUAUCAUAAUUAAAUAUCAGUCGCUCGACACUUUAAUCCGCGACGUUACUGGUUUAAAGUUAUGGAUAAGUUGUACUGCAUAUUAUAAUGAUUGCAACAUCCUCUAUAGACUUGUCACACCUUUGAUCGUACAAAGCAGAUCGAAACGACUGGUUUCACCUCAUGCGUAACAAUGCUUUUAUAUAACUUU